Molecule: messenger RNA, 1206 nt
Organism: Diaporthe amygdali
Lineage: Eukaryota; Fungi; Ascomycota; Sordariomycetes; Diaporthales; Diaporthaceae
Product: urg3
Exons: 4
Coding region: 1-1206 (401 amino acids)
Source: RefSeq, a predicted model, not a curated record
AUGGAUCCUCAUGUCAAGUACUUGCUAUCUCUUCGAGCCGUGCGAGAAAGGGCUCAGGUUGUUUGGCAGGCCGCAGAAGCCGGAGAGCUAGCCCACUUCGAUCUCCAUAAAGACAAACUCGGUGAUGUCGCUGACUUCGUCAUCUCUCGUGAUUUUGGACCUGACAAAUAUGACACCAUCCCACCCCACGGCCGCUGGCAACAUUUCGAUGUCGGCAAUGUGCCGCGUGUGCAGAACAUGAUUGACUCGUGGAAGACUACCGGGACUGAUGAUCUGGAACUCACUCGACGCCUCAUCGAUUUGUUCUCUGUCUCUGUGCUUCUAGAUGCUGGUGCUGGUGAUUACUGGCGCUUUGUGGAGCCGCAGACCGGUCGAAAGUAUGAGAGAAGUGAAGGCAUUGCUGUUGCCAGUCUCUAUAUGUUCAACUCGGUUGCUUUCACCGACGCGGUGUCCGAAAAGACCCCCUCAGUCAAUGAUUCUCGCGCAGCUCUUCUCAGGAGUAUUGGAGAGUCUUUGCUGAAGAAUCCUGGCGUCUUUGGAGAGCAAGGCCGUCCGGGAAACCUCGUGGAUUACAUGAUAAAAACAGCCGAGAACUCAUCAGAGUUGGAUGUGCUCAAAUUCUGGGACGUUCUCCAGACUCUUUUGAUUCCAUGCUGGCCCAAAGACCGCACGACCGUCAACGGAUUCCCGAUAGGUGAUGCCUGGCCGCUGAGCACAUUGAAAAAACACACCGAUCCUUCCAAGGCCGACGAUGUAACGGCCGGUAUUCAGCCGUUUCACAAGCUAACUCAAUGGCUCACCUACUCAUUGAUGGUUCCAUUCCAGAGGAUCUUGGAUAUCAAGUGGAAGAACACAGAGUCCCUGACAGCUUUGCCAGAAUAUCGCAACGGUGGCCUCUUUGUCGAUCUAGGGGCUAUCACGCUGAAGAAGGAGGCAUAUGAGCGGGGGAUCAAGGCAUCUGGCAAAGAACUGCCUCUGUUUGACGCGGCCGAUGAUGUUAUCGUAGAGUGGCGUGCUCUGACAUUGAAUCUGCUGGACCGAGUAUACGAAAGCAUCGUAUCACGGAUGGGUCAAGGGGUCCAUCUCACCAUGGCUCAAGUUCUGGAGGCUGGGACCUGGAAAUCUGGCAGGGAAAUCGCGGCUCAGCGCCGGCCAGAGACCAAGUCAAGCCCAAUCCUUAUUCGAAGUGAUGGCACUGUGUUUUGA